Gambusia affinis (western mosquitofish) is the source of this 1984-nucleotide messenger RNA. Its product is annotated as cytohesin-2-like. Lineage: Eukaryota; Metazoa; Chordata; Actinopteri; Cyprinodontiformes; Poeciliidae. Bases 475 to 1680 code for a protein of 401 amino acids. Gene Ontology annotation, biological process: regulation of ARF protein signal transduction. The transcript has 14 exons. The record is from RefSeq and is a predicted model, not a curated record. Gene Ontology annotation, molecular function: guanyl-nucleotide exchange factor activity.
GAAAGCUGGCAUUGAAAACAGAAAUAUUUUUACUGACGCACAGAAAGAUGUUUUUGUUGCUGUAAAUAAUAACUGACAUUGAAAAAGGCAGAAAUAUUUCAGUAAGAUCGUUUCUUCGUUUUGGGAGCUUUUCUGUUCGGCCUUUUGUGUGGAAACUUGUUUUCUGGUUCUUUGUGAUCUUCCUGCUCGUCUCUUCCUGGCCGUUUCUGAACUUCCGGUUUGAUGUGUGAACUCGGAGCUUCAGAGCCGUUCAGAACCGCCGGACUCGGUAAUCGGUCCGCUUUAACGAGCCUGCUGCUGGGCGUGGAGCCGCGAAGAAAGCGUCCCUCAUUACAGACACCAGACGGACCGGUACCGGAACCGAGCAGCUGCGGCUGAGUGUGGGUUUCUCAGCAGCAGCAGCGCCGGCCCUUUUUUCCGCUCUGACUCGUCGCUGGGCUUCCUGUGCCUCCGCCAGUCGCUCUGCACUCCAACAUGGCCAUCAGCAGAAAAGACAGCUUCCUCUGGGGCAAAGCGCCACCGAGGCUCCGACUGGCUGAGAGGAGGCAGAGCGACCGCAGCGGCCAACCUGAGCUGCUGGACGACCUGCAGAAGCUGAAACUGGAGCUGAAUGAUGGAGCGGCCGGAUCCAACAACCCGGACCUGAAGCGCCACAGUAAAAGUGUCGUGAGGAACAGGAAGUUUCUACGAGGGAAAAAGAAAUUCAACAUGGACCCAAAAGUGGGCGUCCGCUACCUUGUGGAACACGGCGUCCUGGAGUGGCGAGCCGAGCCGGUGGCGGAGUUCCUCUACAAGGAGGAGGGGCUUAACAAGACCGCCAUCGGCAACUUCCUGGGAGAACGGGAGGAAAUGCACCUGAAGGUCCUGAAGGCCUUCGUGGCUCUGCAUGAGUUCUCCGACCUGAAUCUGGUCCAGGCGCUGAGGCAGUUUCUGUGGAGCUUCCGGCUCCCAGGUGAAGCCCAGAAGAUCGACCGGAUGAUGGAGGCGUUCGCGGCGCGUUACUGCGACUGUAACCCCGGAGUGUUCCAGUCCACAGACACCUGCUACAUCCUGUCUUUUGCCAUCAUCAUGCUCAACACCAGUCUGCACAACCCCAACGUGAAAGACAAGCCCAACCUGCAGCGCUUCGUCUGCAUGAACCGAGGAAUCAACAACGGCGCCGACCUUCCCGUCGACCUGCUCACGAAACUUUACGCCAGCAUCCGCAGCGAACCCUUCAAGAUCCCCGAGGACGACGGCAACGACCUUACUCUGACCUUCUUCAACCCGGACCGCGAGGGCUGGCUGCUGAAGAUGGGCGGACGGGUCAAGACGUGGAAACGCCGCUGGUUCAUCCUGACCGACAGCUGCCUCUACUACUUCCAGUACACAACGGAUAAAGACCCGAUCGGGAUCAUCCCUCUGGAGAAUCUCUGUGUCAGAAAGCUGCAGGAUUCCAGCAAACCGUUCUGUCUGGAGCUGUACAGCCCCAAAGGUCAAAAGGUCAAAGCCUGUAAGACGGAGAACAAAGGCCGAGUGGUGGAGGGGAAACACCAGUUCUACCGGCUGAACGCCGCCAGCGAGGAGGAGAGAGACGACUGGAUCAGCGCCAUCAGGGCGAGCAUCACCAAGGACCCGUUUUACGAUUUGGUGUCGAUGAGGAAGAGGAAGGUGAUCAGGAAUGCUUCAUCAUCGGACUGAAGCAUCCUGAACGAAGCUUCACGACGUUUCACAGAAACAAGCUGAACUGGAGAGACAAAGAGGAAACGGGAACUCACAGAAACGAAGCGUCCACGUCACUUCUGCAAACUGCAGACAGACGGUUCCUGGAAGAAUGUGUUAGCAGCGUUAGCGUUAGCAGCGUUAGCAGCGUUACAUUAAACUGACCUCAUUCUCUCCAUGUGAAGGAAAUGAACUAAAGUUAUCACAAAGAAGCUUAAAAAUGAAAAACGACGGACAAACAGCAGCGAAGAACCACAAAGCUAAAAGAGACGAAACGAAACUG